This is a messenger RNA of Closterium sp. NIES-65, 648 nucleotides long. NCBI's taxonomy places the organism in Eukaryota, Viridiplantae, Streptophyta, Zygnematophyceae, Desmidiales, Closteriaceae. The record is from the annotation of a GenBank genome assembly.
AUGGUGGUCUCCACCACCUUUAGCUCCUAUUCCGGCAUUCUCCUUGUCCUACUUGGUGGGUUUGCCAUCGAUAAAGGUCCCCUCUUCCCCACCACGGCCACCAUGGGGCAGGUGUUUCUGGAGAGCCGCUCGAUCCCAAUGGAUGACAAGUGGGUCGGCAUUGGUGUGGCGGCACUCAUUGGAUACAUCCUGCUUUUCAACCUCCUCACUGUUGCCACGCUCGCUUAUCUUGAUCGUAAGCUUUCAACACCUUCUCUCCUUGUUUCAUCUCCUGCUCUCUUGCCUGCUCUCUUGCCUGCUCACUUGCCUGCUCACUUGCCUGGUCUCUUGCCUGCUCUCCUGCCUGCUCUCUUGCCUGCUCUCUUGCGUGCUCUCUUGCGUGCUCUCUUGCAUGCUCUCUUGCGUGCUCUCUUGCGUGCUCUCGUACCUGCUCUCGUGCCUGCCUCUCUUGCCUGCUCUUGUGCUUGCUCUCUUGCCUUCUCUCUUGCCUGCUCUCUUGCCUGCUCUCUUGCCUGCUCUCUUGCCUUCUCUCUUGCCUGCUCUCUUGCCUGCUCUCUUGCCUGCUCUCUUGCCUUCUCUCUUGCCUUCUCUCUAGCCUCUGCUCUCUUACCACUCACCCCAACGCACCGACUCAUCCUGAGCCCUUAA